ACCUAAGAUUUCAUCUCUCUCGCUUCCUUAUCUCUGCCAAGCGGCUAAGCCCCUCAAGAGAGGUGACCGAGGCAAAAUCGGAGCAACCGGCGAAUUCAAAUGGUGGAAAAACUCGAAUCCAUGGGAGAACCAGCGAAAGGGAGGGUGGCCUCACUCUCAUCAGUCUUUCAUGAGGAUGAAGCUAGGAAAGCUAUUCAAGCUGCAGCACGUGCAAGAUGCCAUAGCAGAGAGGCGGAAGUAGAUGGACCAGCUACAUUGGUGGCCCAAAGGGCCGGCCCUUACCAGCUGAACGACUUCAUUCCUGACAAAAAAAGAGCCUAAGUACAUAUUUUCCUGCAGGUGAAAAAAGAAAGGAAUUGGUUUGCAUGAACAAUGCUCUAUAUGAGUUCGACGAAAUGCCUCAACAAGAUGUAAAGCCCAGGUGUUAGGACGAAGCAAUCAAACAACUUCACCUUUUGGAGAGGGAAUUUCAAGUGUCAUCUGAUAAACUCAAUAAGAUUACGACUUUGUAUGAGAAACAAGUUCGAGAGGAGGAUAAUUUAACAAAGAGACCUUGAUAAAACAUUUGUAGUAAAGGGAGUCAACUUGACCGAAGGGCUAGUUUUUCACCGUGUCAUCUCUAAGAUCGGCUCAAGGGAAAGUGAAAAUAGGAGCUAGCUAAACAAGAUUUACUAGUUGAAUUGAGAAGUUUUCAAGUAAUUGAAGUCUUAAAAAGGGGUGGUGAUUGAUAUCUCAGUUUAAAAAGACAGGGAUGUAAUUCACUUUCAGAGAAGACGAAGUGGUAAUUGAUAAAGAGCUUCAUUUCGA
Messenger RNA from Cuscuta campestris, 807 nucleotides. Lineage: Eukaryota; Viridiplantae; Streptophyta; Magnoliopsida; Solanales; Convolvulaceae. The record is from the annotation of a GenBank genome assembly.